AUGGCUUCUCUGAGCCACUCUUGGCUUUCUUCUCCACUUGCCGAAACUUCAUUUUUCUUCUUCUCUCCAUCUCCACAACCAAAAUCCUUGACAGUCUCUGUUUUCCGAUUCAAAUCUCCGUCUCUGCCUAACUCCUCCUCGCCGGACCGAUCGUCGGAGGUUGAGCUCGCGGUGGAUCCAGUGAAGCUUGCUUUGAAGAAAGCCGAAGCGUACAAAAAAUCGAAAUCGGAGCAAAGAGACCGAGAGAAAAAUUCCGGCGACGAGGAAUCGUCGAAGCAAAGUUUUGUUAGAUCAUCAUCUAAGGUUGAUGAAGAUAAUGAUGGUAAGAAGAAAGGGUUGAAAGUCUCCAGCAUUGAUUUCGUUGGGCUUGGCUUUGCUGAUAAGAAGAGUACAAGGGGGCUUCCUCCCGGAUUGGUUCCUGUUGUCGACUAUUUUCCUGGUGGAGACUUACCUGAGGUAGAGUUUAUAGUUGGUGAUAAAACAAGAUUUGCAGAGAAAGAAAAGGAGCUCGAGCAAGAAGGAAAUGAAAACUCUGAUGUAUAUAAGCCCAAAGUUUCGACAUGGGGAGUUUUUCCAAGACCUAGCAACAUUUCUAAAACGUUUGGUGGUGGAAGGACUAUCCAACCUGGGGAUUCAGUUGAAACCGCUGAAGAGAGGAUUGCGAGAGAAGAACGGACAAAAAAAUUGCUCACUGCCUACAAGGAGUCAAUUGGACUGAAUAUUGAUCCCCAACUCAAACUUGAGUGUGAGAAGGCACUAGAGAAGGGUAACUCGCUUAUGGAUUCUGGGAAACUCAAAGAAGCUUUGCCGUACUAUGAAAAAGUUAUGGAGAAAAUAGUUUUUAAGAGUGAGCUUCAUGGAUUAGCGGCUUUGCAAUGGUCUAUUUGUCAGGAUUCACUUCGAAAGGAAGAUAAGGCAAGGGGCAUGUAUGAGAAGCUUCUAUCCCACCCUAAUCCGAAAGUGAGCAAGAAAGCGAGGCAGUUCAUGUUCAGUUUCCAGGCAAUGGAGAUGCUGAAGGUUCGGGGGUCGAGCUUCAUGCAGAUGAACAUGGGCUAUGAGAACUACUUUGAAGCCUUUGUCGAAAACGACAAAAUGAAUUACAAAGCAGAGGAGGAAGGAUACGCAACGGGAAUAUAUGAGACACUCCUUUAUGCCAUUCUUCUCGCGUCUCCGAUUCUACUGGUCUUCAUUGUGGCUGCACAGAGAGGGAAUUUACACUGA
Arabis nemorensis is the source of this 1221-nucleotide messenger RNA. The record is from the annotation of a GenBank genome assembly. NCBI's taxonomy places the organism in Eukaryota, Viridiplantae, Streptophyta, Magnoliopsida, Brassicales, Brassicaceae.